CGUCAAACCCGGAAGUGAAUCAACGUAUGCUGUGGCAGGUGGGCUCCUACCAGCUAUGUGUCUAAACUAGGUAGUGAAAUGAAAACAACCAGAAGUGAAACUUGAGAUGCCAUCAAGACAACAUUGUGAGGAAUAAAUCAGCCUAAAUUGAACAAAUGUGCCGGGAAACGCUGGUUUCCGGCUCUGACGUUAAGUAGACGAUGCACUACCGCAUCUGUGUUUUUCUGUUGGGUCUGUACUCUUGUGGAUGUCUCCCAUGGGUGUCUGCGUGUUCACAAGAGCCAGAGACUCCAGACUGGAGGAUGACUCUGAAAACGAUCCGGAACGGAAUACACAAGAUUGACACGUACCUGAACGCAGCACUGGACUUAUUUGGUGGCGAUGACGGGCUGUGCCAUUAUAAGUGUGCAGAUGGUUACAAGCCGGAACCUCGUCCCGCAUACAAGCAACCACCACCCAACGGAUGUGGCUCCCCGCUGUUCGGAUUUCAGUUUGACAUAGGCAUCCCGUCCAUGACCAAAUGUUGUAACCAACAUGACCGCUGCUACGACACCUGCGGCAGCGAGAAGCACGACUGCGACGAGCAGUUCCAGGACUGUCUCGAGACCAUCUGCAGGAAUGUGCAAAGGACUCUGGGAUUGGCCCAAAGUGUCCAAGCCUGUGAGUCAGCUGUGACUCUGCUGUUUGACGCUGUGAUGCACUUGGGAUGUAAGCCAUACCUGGACAGCCAGAGGGAGUCUUGUGUGUGUCAGUAUGAAGUGAAGCGGGAACUGUGACACCACGACAGGAUCAAGACUGUGGAACGGACUGAUUCAAACACACAGCACUGACAGAAGGAUACGAGCAAUACACUUUUUCCCUCCGAUCUUUUCAGGGAUAGAGUUUCUUGGGCCUGCACUGACUUGUGUCCAUCGCCUCCCUUUUUCUUGGAGUCUUGAAUUGUAGACGUCUGUUAGGCAAAGUGAAUGUGAAAACACCUAGUGGACAGUUAAUAUCUUCUCUGAUGCAGUUAAUUAUUUAUAUUUUGUUCAUGCUGUGUAAUGUGUUUGUCCUGUGAUAGACUAGAAACAUGGUGUUCAGGGUUAGCCUGGCUUUUGGCUACACUUUAUUUUAUGGGUUUGUUAAUUUAAAAUAAUUCCCAGAACGGUUGUGGGGGGGGGGGAAAAACUAAAUGAUGUUAUUUGGCAUUGAUUAUGAGAAAUGCAACUUUUAAACUAUGCACAACGACUAAACUGACUAAAUGAACCUGUC
Cottoperca gobio is the source of this 1251-nucleotide messenger RNA. It is a transcript of the gene pla2g12a, whose product is annotated as phospholipase A2, group XIIA. The record is from RefSeq and is a predicted model, not a curated record. Gene Ontology annotation, cellular component: extracellular region. Lineage: Eukaryota; Metazoa; Chordata; Actinopteri; Perciformes; Bovichtidae. The coding region runs from base 201 to 776 and encodes 191 amino acids. The transcript is spliced from 4 exons. Gene Ontology annotation, molecular function: calcium ion binding; A2-type glycerophospholipase activity. Gene Ontology annotation, biological process: arachidonate secretion; lipid catabolic process; phospholipid metabolic process.